GUGUGCGGUCCCGGCGAUGACAAUAUAGGCCAACGCCUCGCUGCAGCUACAUACAGGGAAUGAAAACGCUCCCAAGAUGGUCCGCAUCGCCAAGGCCCUGGGUUUGGUUAUUCUGUGCGUCGCUGUGCUCAUACUGUCGCUCAUCAGCUAUGUGUCCCUGAGGAAAGACAGCCUCUUCAGCUCCUCUAAAUAUUACAUGGGAGGUCCGAGGAUUAUGUUUCAUGCAGGAUUUCGGUCUCAGUUUGCCAUGAAUUUCCUGGACCCCUCCUUCAUCCCAUUAACUAAUGCCCUGAAUGAGGAGCUCCAAGGAAAACCGUCCAAAUGGAAGUUCAACAAGACUGCUUUUUAUCAGCAGAGGAAAGAUAUCUUCAACUAUAUCGACAUUCCCACCAACUUCUCCCUCACAAAGAACAGUGUGCGUGUUGGCCAGUUGAUGCACUUUGACUACUCCAGCCACAAGUAUGUCUUCUCCAUCAGCAACAACUUUAAAUCCCUGCUCCCAGACACCUCUCCUAUCCACAACAAGCAUUACAGCAUAUGCUCUGUGGUGGGCAACAGCGGCAUCCUGACUGGCAGCCACUGUGGCCCAGAAAUCGACCAGGCUGACUUUGUCUUCCGCUGCAACUUUGCCCCCACGGAAGUCUACUCCAAAGACGUCGGCAGGAAGACCAACCUGACCACCUUUAACCCCAGCAUCCUGGAGAGGUACUACAAUAACCUCCUGACGAUUCAAGACAGGAAUAAUUUCUUCCUCAACCUGAAGAAGCUGGAGGGAGCCAUCCUGUGGAUCCCGGCUUUCUUCCUCCAUACCUCAGCAACAGUAACCAGGACCCUGGUAGACUUCUUUGUGGAGCACAAGGGCCAGCUGAAGGUGGAACUGGCCUGGCCAGGAAACAUCAUGCACGAUGUCAACAAAUACUGGAAGACUAAAAACCUUUCCCCUAAGCGUCUCAGCACUGGAAUCCUCAUGUACACGCUGGCCUCCGCCAUGUGCGACGAGAUCCAUCUCUAUGGCUUCUGGCCCUUCGGCUGGGACCCCAAUACGGGCAAGGAUCUGCCUUACCACUACUACGACAAGAAAGGGACCAAAUUCACCACCAAGUGGCAGGAGACCCACCAGCUACCCAGCGAGUUCAAGCUGCUCUACAAGCUGCACAGGGAAGGCGUGAUUAAACUCAGCCUGACGCACUGCUCUUAGACGUCCAAUGAGUGCUGGUUGGUUUAAGCGGUGACUCCAGAGACCGUGUCCCAGAUACAUCAGCUCAGCUCAAACUUCUGUUGUGACCCAGAAUGCAUGAUAAGUGUUAAGGCAAUUUAUGACAACCUCCCUCUACAAACACACACUCACAUCACGCUGUAGUUUCACAUUUUGAAGAUGUCAGGCUCACUCCGGAUGUAGAUCUCAGACUUGUCACAGCAUUGUUGCUCAUUCGGUAUUUUGUUGUCUUCAGUACUACAGUUAGGACUUUUAAGCUGCUCAUUUGCUUUCAUUACUCUCCUCUGCAUGGCUGCUGGCCGUGGUUAAACAGCUUGAACAGAACAAACGUCUAUUUUAACUGGAGUCCGCUGGGGAUUCAGCUGUGGAAACACAAACAGUUAAACCUUCCAGUUCUGUUUAACACAGUAUCGAUUGAUUAAUCGCCUUUUACAACAGUAUACUGAUUCUGUACACUGAAAUCACUGCCUAAUCUCAGGGAAGGAGUUAGAUCAGUGUUUUUUUGUAAUCAGAUUCAAUGCCUCAAGAGAGGUGUGGUUCCUGUUUUCAGGCCUUUUUUCCCCCACGAGGUGUCAGACAAUCUGCACUGCUCUGGAAGAUAAGAUGGUAUUUGUUUACAAGACUGUACUAUAUAUAUAUUCUAGAUACAUGCACACACACACACACACACAUAAAUAUAUAUAUAAAAACUUGUGUGUAUGUUAUUCUCUGUAGACAAUGUGACAAAUUGUGUUGAGGUUCUUCAAACAUCAACAUUCCAACA
Messenger RNA from Micropterus dolomieu (smallmouth bass), 1979 nucleotides. Its product is annotated as sia-alpha-2,3-Gal-beta-1,4-GlcNAc-R:alpha 2,8-sialyltransferase-like. Gene Ontology annotation, biological process: N-glycan processing; oligosaccharide metabolic process. The record is from RefSeq and is a predicted model, not a curated record. The transcript is spliced from 4 exons. Lineage: Eukaryota; Metazoa; Chordata; Actinopteri; Centrarchiformes; Centrarchidae. Bases 77 to 1198 code for a protein of 373 amino acids. Gene Ontology annotation, molecular function: alpha-N-acetylneuraminate alpha-2,8-sialyltransferase activity.